This is a messenger RNA of Limulus polyphemus (Atlantic horseshoe crab), 1395 nucleotides long. Its product is annotated as DNA repair protein RAD50-like. The coding region runs from base 209 to 1228 and encodes 339 amino acids. NCBI's taxonomy places the organism in Eukaryota, Metazoa, Arthropoda, Merostomata, Xiphosura, Limulidae. The record is from RefSeq and is a predicted model, not a curated record. The transcript has 2 exons.
GAUUGAUAAUUUUUACGUCAUAAUUACGUCAGACUGUAAAAUGUAGAGUAUAGUGUAACGUGCGCAAAGGAAUCCCGAAGUUAAAGAACCCUGACAUUCGGAAGAUCUCUCAAUGUUUUUAUGGUCCAGCAGAGCGUGCGUGUGAAGAAGAACCAGACUGCCAGUUUACAGACACGAUUUGAAACUAGAAGGCCUAUUCACGGAAGCCAUGGCACUGGAUCUGUAUUUCAAAAACAGAGUGGGACCUUCCUUCAACUGCGCUUUAGCCUCGAUGGACUCGGUCAUCUCAACUCUUAGCAACUACGACGUCUCAAAACACAGUAAUUUUAAACGCGUGAUACCCCAGUUACGCUACGAUAUUCGUAAUGUCUACGAUCAAAUGCAAGAAGCCAACGCCAUAGCUUCCGACGUGGUACGACAAUCCAAUGAAGAGUUGGAAGAUUUAGUUAAGGAGGAAGGAACUCUAAUGCAAGAGAAGACGAAUAAAGAAGAAGAUGUCGCGGAGCUGAAAAACAUUAUCGAUGGUUUACAAACUGAGAAAAAUGAUAUCGAAAAUAAAGUGGAGGAGAGCAAAAGGGAAGAAAAGGAAGCGAAUCGUCUACUAGAAUCUGCUAGAAACGAGCUACAAGCGAAACGAAAUGAACAAAACGUUGUGCGUGGGGUUGGUGUUGGUCUGUUUGCAAUUCCUGUAGUUGGAUGGAUCGCGGGAGCUGGAUUGGUGGCUCUGAGCUUCACGGCAUUGGAAGAAAAUGUAGCGAGUGCAGUAAAAGCUCGUGACGAUGCUCAGGAUCACGUUAAUUCCACUCAAAGGCAGUUAAAGAAUAACAUUAAAGAACUUGAUGAGAACAAGAAACGUAUGAAACGAAGAAAAAAUGAACUUUCGGCAAUAAAUGAAAGACUACGAAACGUGAAACGACAGUUGAAGGACCAGAGAAUGAACGUCAGCAGACAAGCGGAAAUGAACGAUAAGAUAAAACAAUGCUUCCAUUUCGUUAGUGUUUGUUUUGGUCGAACUGAUGUACUGGAGUUUCAGAGUCGACACCUGUUUUGUUUUGAACAGUUAGUACUUCCCCUUAGGGAGUUAUCCUCCCACCUACUUGGAGCCCCCCAGAAUCACUAUAGGUGUAUACAAGGUGACUUUGAUGUUAAGACCGUGGGCAAAAAACUCAGACAAAUUUGUGACAAGAACCCAGACGUUGUUAAUAAGAUGUUAGAAGACUUUCUGUAAAUAUUUAUAACGUUCUUGUCAAUGUUUAUAUGUAAACAUUUUUUCUAUACUAUGUAUUUUUUUCAGAUUAUAAAUUUCAGAUAAGGGCUAAAAUGAUCGUCAUUACAUCCAAAUGUUUUAAUAAUAUAUUGUAAGUCAUUUAUUAAAUAAAAGCUGUUUGGUUUGUU